UUUCCAGGAGCCAAAAUGAUAAAAACAUUGGAAAAUGACAUUUAUAAGUCAAAAAAGAACUUAAAUAAUGUUGUUGAACUAAUGAAUUAUAUGGAUCAUGCAACUCACUCAUUAGAAGAAGUGAAUGAGGCAGCAGCAGCCCUUUGUCGCGUUUUUAGUCAUUUUUUUGAAACGAAGGAGCUAAAGCGACCUGCUGCAGAUGACCAGUCUGCUGGUGCGAUGGUCCAAAAUUGGAUUUCUGAUAAUUUCAUUUCGUUUACAGAAAAAUUAAUGCAGGUAUAUUCAGAACCUGAUGUGGAUGCCUUGCAGGUUUCGUUUUUGACAAUAGUCUUACGUCUUUGCAAAGCUGAAUCAAUUUUGGACCCUAAUGGAUUUUUUAGAAAUCAAUUGUAUUUCCGUCUUUGUACAGCUCUAGCUGCAGCAUCACAUCUGUCGGACCUUUGUGUUCAAGAUUUCGUGGAGUCCUAUCUCACCAAGUACAAGGAUUUGCUAUUUUAUUUCUACAAAAACGUCGCUAAAAUAGCUAGUGCGUACACAGAAGAGGAUUUAUCGGAUUUUUCUUCAAGUGAAAUCGGUACACUUGCUUCUAACAUUCUUCGCAUACUUACUCUUAUACCUUCUCCUAUUUUACCAUCUUCGUCCUGGACAUCAGCGCUUUCUUCAAAUGUUGAAAAUGCUUUGUCCUUAAAGCGCGUCUUUCAGGAUGCUUGGCUGUCCGCAUUGAAUCUUCCUCUCUCAAUCGAUUUAUAUAAGCAUGUUUUGAGUGUGAUACAUAAACGCGUAAUUCCUUUCCUUCCCAAACCGGCUAUGCUUAUGGACUUUUUAACCGACGCAUAUAAUUCUCAUCAUACCGUCGCGUUGCUAGCCUUAAACGGUCUUUUCACUCUGAUAAUGGAGCAUAAUCUUGACUAUCCUCUAUUUUAUCCUAAAUUAUACGCUCUCCUAGAUAGAAACUUACUUUUCUUGCGUACAAGGUCUCGCUUCUUCCGUUUGCUGGAUUUGUUCUUGUCUUCGACUCAUUUGCCUGCUACCGUCAUUGCUUCUUUUAUCAAAAAGUUGGCCCGCUUAGCUUUAACUGGGUCACCUGGUUCGAUCGCUAUUGUCAUUCCUUUUAUAUACAAUUGCUUGCAGCGUCACCCUAGUUGUAUGCAAAUGCUUCAUCGCGAUGCUACCGAACUAAAUGACCCUUUUGAUAUUCAGCAGCCCGAUCCUUUGCUGACAUCAGCAAUUGAUUCUUCUUUGUGGGAAUUGCACACCUUGCAAAACCAUUAUCAUUCGAACAUUGCUAGCUUGGCUGGAAUUAUGAGCCAACAGUUUACAAAGCCUCGUUAUGAAUUGGAGGACUUUUUAGACCACAACUAUGCUACUAUGUGCGAAGCUGAGCUACGAAGACCGAUGAAAUAUGAACCUCCCAUCGAGUAUGAAAAGUGUACUCUUUCUUCAUAUCUUGACGAUUCUUGGGCUUAAAAAUUUGGUUGGGUUUAAAUCUUUUCGUUUUUUAAAUAUUUGGGUUUCUAUUGUUUAUUAAGGGUAAAUUUUGUACUGCAGAUUUUGGAAAUAAAAUUAAGACGUUAUGUCUUUAGUUGAAUACAUUGAAAAACAUACAUAUAGUCAAC
Molecule: messenger RNA, 1616 nt
Organism: Schizosaccharomyces cryophilus OY26
Lineage: Eukaryota; Fungi; Ascomycota; Schizosaccharomycetes; Schizosaccharomycetales; Schizosaccharomycetaceae
Product: CBF/Mak21 family protein
Exons: 1
Coding region: 16-1467 (483 amino acids)
Biological process (GO): ribosome biogenesis
Cellular component (GO): nucleolus; small-subunit processome; Noc4p-Nop14p complex
Source: RefSeq, a predicted model, not a curated record